Molecule: messenger RNA, 761 nt
Organism: Rhinolophus ferrumequinum (greater horseshoe bat)
Lineage: Eukaryota; Metazoa; Chordata; Mammalia; Chiroptera; Rhinolophidae
Gene: MRPL20
Product: mitochondrial ribosomal protein L20
Exons: 4
Coding region: 75-524 (149 amino acids)
Biological process (GO): ribosomal large subunit assembly; translation
Cellular component (GO): ribosome
Molecular function (GO): rRNA binding; structural constituent of ribosome
Source: RefSeq, a predicted model, not a curated record
GCAAGCCGCUGACCCGGAAGCGCUCGCGCGGCGCGGCGCGUGCGUCGUUCAGCGGAGACGCCGGCCCGGGCGCGAUGGUCUUCCUCACGGCGCAGCUCUGGCUGCGGAGCCGCCUCACCGACCGCUAUUGGCGGGUCCAGGAGGUGCUGAAGCACGCGCGGCACUUCCGGGGAAGGAAGAACCGGUGCUACAGGCUGGCCGUUAGAGCGGUGACGAGGGCGUUUGUGAAAUGCACGAAAGCCCGGAGGCUGAAGAAGAGGAACAUGAGGACGCUCUGGAUUAAUCGAAUUACAGCUGCCUCCCAAGAACACGGCCUGAAGUACCCAGCGUUCAUCGUCAACCUAGUUAAGUGUCAGGUGGAGCUCAACAGGAAAGUGCUUGCUGAUCUAGCCAUCUAUGAACCAAAGACUUUUAAAUCUUUGGCUGCCUUGGCCAAAAGAAGGCGACAAGAAGGAUUUGCUGCUGCCUUAGGGGACGGGAAGGAACCUGAAGGCAUAUUUUCCAGAGUGGCACAGUACCAUUGAGGGGCACAUUGACACCGCCAGCUGAGGGACUUAGGAAAAGGUUUUAUCCCCCUGAUGACUAUAACUAAAAUAGGGGCUAAAAGUUAUUUGCCAAGAAUAUUGUUUGAUUUGCACUUGUGCUAAUUUACAUUUCAGUAACAGGUAUGAGAGAAAAGUCCUUUUUUUUCUUUCCAGCAAUACCUCAUGUAGAUUAUGCAAAUAAAGCUCCUGUUGUGGUCUGUGUGCUUUGGCUUGAAA